AUGACCGCGCGAGGCGCUGCCGGGCGCUGCCCUCUCACGACAUGGCUGGGCCCUCGGCUGCUGUUGGCCUGUCUCCUGGUGAGCAGGAAUGUUACCGAGGAGGUGCCGAAACACUGUAGCCAUAUCAUUGGGACCGGCCACCUGAAGAUCCUGCAGGACCUGAUCGACAGUCAAAUGCAGACCUCGUGCCAAAUUGCCUUUGAGUUCGUAGACAAGGACCAGUUGAAGGACCCUGUAUGCUACCUUAAGAAGGCAUUUUUCCUGGUGCAAGACAUCAUGGAAGACACUUUGCGUUUCAAAGACAACACCACAAAUGCCAAUGCCACUGUGCAGCUGCAGGAACUUUCUCUGAGGCUAAAGGACUGCUUCACCAUGGACCAUGAAGAACACGACAAGGCCUGUGUCCGAACUUUCUAUGAGACGCCUCUCCAAUUGCUGGAGAAGAUCAAGAAUGUCUUUAAUGAAACAAAGAAUCUCCUUAAGAAAGACUGGAAAGUUUUCAGCAGGAAUUGCAAUGAAAGCUUUGCUAAAUGCUCCAGUCAAGAUGUGGUGAACAAGCCUGAUUGCAACUGCCUAUACCCCAAAGCCCCUCCUAGCAGUGAACUGGCCUCUGUCUCCCCUCACCAGCCCCCCGCCCCCUCCGUGGCCCCUAUGGCUGCCUUGAGCUGGGCGGACUCUAAGGGGGCAGAAGGUAGCUCCCUCUUGCCCGGUGAGCAGCCCCUCCCUGCAGUGGACCCAGGCAGUGCCAAGGAGCGACCACCCCGGAGCACCUGCCAGAGUUUUGAGUCCCCGGAGACCCCUGGCGUCGAGGGCAGCCCUGCCACCGGUUCACCUCAGCCCCAUCCCUCUGUGGAGGCCUCCAUUGCUGGCAUGGAGGAUGUUCUUGACUCUCUGUUGGAUCCUAACUGGACCCUAGAAGAGGCCUCUGGAGAGGCUGGUGUGGGUUCUAUUCUUCAAGAAGCUGAGCUUUCACCAUCCAGGCCAGGAGUGGGGAGUAUCCAGGCAGAGACCACCAGGCCCAGCGACCUCCCUUCAGCAUCUUCAACAUUUGCCAGAUCACCAGAGGGCCAGGAGCCAGCAGAUGAAACCAGCACCCCCUUGCCCAUUACGGAUCCUGCUGAACCCCUGGACCAGGCCUCAGAUCCUUCACCUGAGAAGCUGGACAGUUCAUUGGCCCUGCCCCGAGACCAUCAGGAGCCAGGCUCUCCACGGACUCCGUCACUGCGCCCACAAGCCCUCAGCAGCCUCUCCACCCUCUCUGCUCAACCACGGCCUCCCAGAAGCCCCUCAGGGGGCAAUGUGCUGCCCCUUGGGGAGCUGGAGGGCAAAAGGAGCACCAGGGACCGAAGGAGCACAGCAGAGCUGGAAGGAGGACCAGCAAGUGAGGGGUUGGCCAAGCCCCAGGCCCAUUUUAACCCAGUUCCUUUGACUGACACAGGCCAUGAGAGGCAACAUGUGGGACUCUCCGAUCCCCAGCUCCCGGGGUUUGUCUUCCACCUGCUGGUGCCCAGCAUCAUCUUGGUCUUGCUGGCCGUCGGCGGCCUCCUGUUCUACAGGCGGAAGCGGCGGAACCAUCUAGAACCCAAGACAACGGAUUCCCCCAUGGAGCAGCCAGAGGGCAGCCCCCUGACCCAGGAUGAAGACAGACAGAUGGAACUGCCCGUGUAG
Messenger RNA from Elephantulus edwardii (Cape elephant shrew), 1668 nucleotides. It is a transcript of the gene CSF1, whose product is annotated as colony stimulating factor 1 (macrophage). Gene Ontology annotation, cellular component: membrane. Lineage: Eukaryota; Metazoa; Chordata; Mammalia; Macroscelidea; Macroscelididae. Gene Ontology annotation, molecular function: cytokine activity; growth factor activity. The transcript has 8 exons. The coding region runs from base 1 to 1668 and encodes 555 amino acids. Gene Ontology annotation, biological process: positive regulation of macrophage differentiation; osteoclast differentiation. The record is from RefSeq and is a predicted model, not a curated record.